UGCUAUGGACAGUGCUAUCACCCUGUGGCAGUUCCUCCUCCAGCUCCUCCAAGAGCCUCAGAACAAGAACAUCAUCUGUUGGACCUCCAACGACGGGGAGUUCAAGCUGCUGCAGGCAGAGGAGGUGGCCAGACUCUGGGGAAUCCGCAAGAACAAGCCCAGUAUGAACUAUGAUAAACUCAGCCGUGCUCUCAGAUACUAUUACGUGAAGAAUAUCAUUAAAAAAGUGAAUGGUAAGAAGUUUGUGUACAAGUUUGUUUCCUAUCCGGAGAUUUUAAACAUGGACCCGCUCGUGGUGGGCCGUAUAGAAGGAGACCCUGAAUUGGCUGGUUUUGCAGAAGUCAGCAGCGCUCCAAAGGACGUGGAAAACUGUGGGAAGGAGAAGUCCCAGUCCUGUGGGAAAUCCUCCAGCCGCAAUGACUACAUCCACUCAGGCUUGUACUCCUCUUUCACUCUCAACUCCCUGAACUCUUCCAGCGUGAAACUCUUCAGGUCCAUCAAGAUUGAGAAUCCAGCUGAGAAACUGGUGGAGAAGAAACCCGCUCAGGACCCGACCCCAUCCGUCAUCAAGUUUGUAACCAUGCCCUCCAAGAAGCCUUCGUCUKUCCCCCUGGUCUCUGCCACUUCAACAGUCUCCAUCACUUCAGCUGCUUCUGCCACUUCAGCUGCAUCCUCUCUUCCAGUGGCAUCAGAAGAAGCUCUGCAGACCUUGGAGACUCUUGUUUUACCCAAGUUAACUGUCCCCGAAGCUCCAGCACCUUUGCCAAACUUAACCACCAGCUUCACCCCAACUCCCCCCGUGUCCUCGGUUUCUCCCRCUCUGCAAGUUCCUUCUACACCUCCUUCGCCACCCUUGAGCUCUAACCCUGACCUGGACAUUGACACGGACAUAGAGUCAGUGGCUUCUCAGCAGCUGGAACAGGCUCAGAGCCUUCAGCACCAAUCCCCAGAGCCCAAAGAGCAGGAUUCCUCCGUGCUGGAGAAGGAAUUUGCCAAUCACCUCUCCAGAUCUAAAAAACCCAAAGGGCUGGAGUUGGCUCCCACUCUGGUCAUUACAGGCAGUGAUCCAAGCCCGCUGGGGAUACUGAGCCCUUCUCUCCCAACUGCUUCUCUUACUCCAGCACUUUUCUCUCAGACUCCCAUCCUGCUGACGCCCAGCCCCUUGCUCUCCAGCAUUCACUUCUGGAGUACUCUGAGCCCGGUUGCUCCUCUCAGUCCUGCCAGGUUGCAAGGUGCUAAUACCCUCUUCCAGUUUCCAUCAGUGCUGAACAGUCAUGGGCCGUUUACUCUGUCUGGACUGGAUGGACCCUCUACCCCUGGGCCAUUUUCCCCAGAUCUUCAGAAGACAUAGCACACGAACUCAUGGAAAGGACAUAUUGGCGAGCAAGGGAAAGAUUAUGACACUUAUAUUUAACCGUGUUUUUUUAAAUGAGCAAUUUAUAAUUCCACAGAGAUUAUCAACAGUCAUAGUUUCUGCCAUUCCCAAUUGUAAAAUGCCUUUUUUUUUUUUGCGAAAUUCCCUGUUCUGAAGACCCAAAUCGGGAAUGUAUAUGCAAACGCCUUAAUAGGAGCCCAGAGCUCCAGUCUCUUCUCUUCCCUCCUGGUUUGGAAGACUUCGCUAUGGGUAAAGGGAAUUUCACUUUGUGUUGCAGUAGCUGAGUCUGCACUGACUGCAGUAAAAGGUAUCAGAGAAGUCUUUUCUCUUCGACUCUUGGAAAACCCUCUGUUCUUCUGCUUCCUGUGCUUGGCAAGAAGAAAUCUAAGUGUGAUUGAAGCUGACAUUCCAGGAAAUGCUGGGGAAAGGGGUGUGAGCACUCGGCUUUGCCUUGGGGCCUGAGAAACUUGGGCAGCAACGAAACAGCUCGCGUCUUAUCUGCUGUAAAAACCUCUUGUCUUUUUGCAGGGAGCAAUUUUCAAGGAAAAAACUCAGCGACGGUGUUACUGAGAUACAGACAUUUGUUUUUGAACAGCAUUGCAUGCAAACCUCUCCAAGAAAGGGGCUGGAGGCUUCCCUGCCCUCCCUUCGGCAAGGACACAAGCGGAUGGCGGGGUUGGUUCCUUUCACUUCUCGGAUCGAUUGAAUGCUCCAGUCCAARCAUUUCUUUUGACAGCAAUCUGUUAGAAAGCCUGUGAUUUGACUGCUAGCAAAUUAGCAGCACGAUGGAUUUUACGUGAGGAUCGAGGGUGUGUUUGUACUCGGUGAGGUUGCUGCCUGAUGCUAGAGCUUCAGACCCAAGCGGUGGGUGAGAACACUAACAGCCGAGCAUUAACGUUACUGCUCSUUUCCCACAGUUGAGACACUUGAAGUGGAAAAGCUCCUUUUCUCCCAGCACUUACCCCCAAGUUUUGCUUUAAAUCUAUUGCUUUUCGUUAUUUGAGCAGGAGCUGAGACCCUGAAAAGGUUAGGCCUAGUGUGUACAGAUAGUUGAGAGGUGUCACACUAUAUCAACCUUACUGUAAAUUUGUGCUUGCUUAUUUUUCUUGGUGGCUUUAUGUGUAUGGGUUAGUACGAGUUUAGUUUCCAGAGCCAUUUGAAACACUGACGAAAUUAAGUUUGUACAUAGAUUUUUAGAACCUCAGGAGGCCUUUUAAGAGAACUGAGGAAUGAAAGAGAAGGGUUUCUCUUCUCCCAGCCCUUGGAGAGUGGCUGUCGUGGUCUGUUGGCACUGGGCCGUGUGUCCUUCCGCUGUAGCCAUCUGCUGUCAGGCAGCAGCUUCUGUUUGCUACUCACAUCCGUACGUGGAGCUGGUGGUGCAGGAUAAUCUUUGGCAUAAAAUGUCCACUAGAAACCAGCGACCAUCUCUUUGCUUUGACRUCCUGUCUUAGACUGAGGUUUAUUGAGCAGAGCAAGGUUGUGCCCUCGGAGCAGGGAGAGCUGGCGUUGCACUGUUACAGCGUUGUGCUUCUCUCUGGUCCACCCAUCCCACAGGUCCAUGGUGAGCUCGACUUUUGGGAGUUUUCCCUCUGCCACUCCUGCAGAUUCUGGAUUCACUUUAAUGCUCAUGUGUGGCGAUGCCCUCAAUUUACCGCUCUGUAUUCUAGCAGUGACAUAUACCAACCAAAGGGUGCGUUUUUGGGCUCGAUGGCUGGGCGCAACGGUGUCACUUGAGGGCACCGUUCACGCAGAAAGCCCCGUGUCCCGAGGGAGGCUGGAGAAAAGCACGUGCCUGGCUCUAGGCAGAGGCUGCAGGGAGUUAGCUCAUGUAAUGAACUGUCUUCCCGCUGGCUUAAGUCCGAGGCAUAAUCCCGAUGCCUGUUUUAAUCAGAGAGGAUACAGUUCCCGUGCCGGUGGCUCUUAAAUGACAAUGUGCAAUAUUGACUUUUUUUUUUUUAUUUUCUUAAUGCAGGAAGAAAGCUGCAGGUCAUGAUUAAGAGCAGGCAUUGGAAUUUUCUGGUUUGCAUGAGAGUUGAUGAGUGUGCUCUAGAAAUUAUAUAUAGCUCUAUAUAAAUAGCGGCACUUUCAAUGGUUGUGUUAGGUUGGCCGAUUUUAUUCCCACUGAGUGUGUGGACCCGACAGCAACAUCGCAGACUAGGAUUAGAAUUUAAAAAUAAUUAAUGAGCACUAAAGACUUGCAAUUUAAUUGCUUCCCUUUCCUUGUACCCUUUGGAGAAAAGCCACGUUUAUUUGCUUAAAAGUUGUGGAUGUGCACACGUGCACUUAAUGGUUUUGUAGACUGUAUCACUUUGAGUAUAGGUAUGCAAGAGAACCAAAUGCUGAUGUAGCUUUUCAGUUUGGCUUGGCCUCGUGUCAUGCUCUUCUUCUCCAAGGAUUUUCCUAAGAUUGCACUGCCAUAGGUGGCUGAUGAGAGGCACGUUCAUCUUUUCUUUAGGAAUACCUUCUUCAGAGGAAAUUAAUAUGGAAAUAAAUGCAGCCUGGAUGUGUUGGUUUCAAUCCGAUAAUGCCCAACCUCCUGACAGGUAGCACUGCAAGGUGAUUAUUUUUGUUUCUUAAGCACUUGCCUAGGAAAAUAAAAGCCCCACAUAGGAUUAUAACCUCAGGAGGCAGUUGGCAAAGCAGGUUGGAGGGGUAAGCGAGCUGACAUGCUUGCUCCCCUUUUCUCCAGGUUGCUUAGGGUGAUGCCAUCUCAUUAAACGCACAUUUAACCAGUACCCAACUGCCAGCGUUUUGGAAUCGGCGCAUUCCCGACGGAGCACAGCGCCGUUCUGCAUUCCUUGGAGCAGGGUUAGCAAAUCCAGCUCCGUUCGGAGUAUUUUGCAGCUUGUUGCAGCUUGUUUUUUAAUACAGCAUAGGGAAGGUAGGGGUUAAUACAGACUUUUUUAGUUGCCGUGUAGGCUGUUUGUAUAGGAGUAUUAUACCAUGUUGGUUUAAAGCAAUUAAUAGUGCAGCAUUACCGAAACAUUUUAUUAUAUUAAAAUUCACGUUGCUGACGUAGCUGUUCUCAAAUGCUCAUGUGUUUUUGCAUUGCAAUGGUUAAUGCACAGCUGAUAGAAUUAGCCUGGAUGAGCACGAAGCUGCACAUCUGUCCUGCUUCUGGAAGCCUCUUUUCCCUGUUGCUGCUGCUUUGUGAUAGUAGCACGGGGCCAAAAACCUUGUGCUGCUCUUGCCCCCUGUGCCACGUCUGGCUUUCCUUCAGCUCCUGACCUGCAGGGCGCCACUAGCAACGCAUGCUGCUAGCAAAGGCCACCCAUGAAAGGAAGAAAUGAGUUACUAAAAACCUAUGGUUAUAAAACCAUAGCUUGUUUUGYCUCUACCUGUUUCCAGGGAAUGUAAACCUAGCAAUGGGGAUGACGGAGGGAAGUCUUUUCCCUCCCCUCAGCUAAGCCUGGACCCUUGUUUCAGAAGACUGGUCUUCAGCGGUGUCUGCUGAAUGUUUUCCUGUGCUUUGGCACCCUGAAGUUGCCUGUUGCAGUAGGUCAGGAGAUACAGAAAUUCCUUGAAUUUGAGCAUUCUUUGUAUUCACUUUGGGUCUGGAGACGUCACUCUCCAUGCAGUGGCACGUGAGUUAUGCUCUUAAAGACUUUGUUCGGUGGUUUGUCUAGGAUAAUUUCACCUUUCGAUAUAUUUUCAAGUUCAGAUAUCUAGCAAAUGGGUUGGUUUUAUUUUGUAUAGUGUUCAUUUUAACCCCGUGAAGGCCGCUUCUGGGUGUAUAUCCAUUUACGCAGCUUUUAAAAAUGCAGCCAUCUAACGUAGGAAGGCUCCCGCCUGGUUUCAGCUUUGAUGCAAGAACUCUUGCAAAUUGAGCUCGGUGCAAAGAACCAGACUAUCCCAUUGAUGCAGUUUCUCAGGUGAACUGAAAUGCAGAGUUCUGAUCCACUUCUGUAGCAUUUUUCUAGCAGAAUCCUACARUUCUGACAAUCUGCGGGCUCUCCAUGCUUGAUUCCUAUACCCUUUUAGGUUUUGCUCCUGUUUUAUAGCAUAUAUAAUUUUUUUUAUGUGCUCAUGUUCUGUUACACAAUUUAACUUCUUCCUUUUUUAAUGCAUACUUGUUCACAAGGUGCAUCUCAGUGUUGUAUCAAGAGGUGAUCUUGGCAUUGUCAGCAAUGGAAAUGCUACAGCAGCAGUUCAGGAACAGCGUCGAAGUUGACAGGUAUUUUAAAACUUGCUGUUUGCGUUUUGGGAGGCCACAGCAAUUCCAUUCUGUUUUGUUCCUUAGUUCUCACGUGUAAGAAAUGCACGUACUCUCUGACCUCUGAGGUCUUCAGUAUGGAUAGUUUAUUUUAUCUUAAUUAUAGAGCAUGGUAUAGCAAAGAGCCUGAGCCCCACAGGACGGUGCACGCAGCAGGCCAGCUGAUAAUCCAUUAGAAUUGCAGUCACGUCAUUUUGAAGCUGAUUUGGGGCGUUUUUUUUAACGAGGUCAAGUAUGUCUUGCCUAAACAGGAAUUUUAAUGGUGUAAUUGAAUUCAAUUAAACAGUAAAUGGCAAUGGCUGCUCUCUAGCCUGAACAGUAUUAGCAAAUGUGCUUAAUGGGGAAGCCUUUGGCCAUCCCACCGAGUKGAGUAGUGAUGAACACGUGAAAUGCUGCAGCUGAUCUGCCGAAAUCAGGGGUUGGCAGACGCAGCUUAAAAUGUAAACUGCAGUGCUGGUUGGUUUAGGCAGUUCUCAGCCUGAAAGCCUCCCACUUGGUUCGAGCAGUUACUGACACCAUAGCAGCCUUUUAUAAAAGGUGCUCCUGCAGGAGGAAAUAUUUUAGUGGAAUAAACCCAACCCCUUUCUCUGCAGCGUGCUCUUAGCUCUAAGGAUGCAAUAGUGGAACUGCCAAGUGCUGCAGCCUCUGCCUCGUUCCGUCUCUUGAGGCCACCUAAAGCAGCAAGGGUAAAUUUUGGCUUUGGGGGGGCUAGUGGAGCCUAAACUUUUACACUCAUUUUGCCUUUGUGCAAAGAACAAAUAAAGAAGGAAGGACGUUUGCAGCAGAAUGUCCAUCCUUUCAGAGGACGCAGCUUUGCUGACCACGACCACACUUUUUUUAAUUAAAAAAAAAWAUAUGAUUUGCAAGAUAAGAAAGCAGGGCAGGGCCCUAUGUUUUCUCUUGAAUGUAUAUGCUAAUGUGUUUCCCUUUUGGGGUAGCAAGCUUUGUAUGUAUUAUUCUAAAAAAAAAAACCCACAGUGAACUGACUAGAUCUGAUUUUUAGUUACUCUCCCUCUCCAAAGACUUUUGUAGAAGAUUUUUGACUGUGGAGCUAUUCUAUAGAUGUGCUAGAGAGCAUCCUCUGAUGGCUGAAAACUUUGGGGUUUAUAUAUACCCUUAACGGAGGUGGGGUGAGCUCGGUCAUACGCACAUGCGUGUGCUGCACACGCGUGUGAGCCCRUGUGCUCAGCGUGUUCUAGUGCCAGCCAGCGCCUACCGUGUAUCCGGGGCGGGUACUGCACUAUGCAGGAUGCAGCUGCCACUUUUGAAUGUUUUGCACAUGUUCUUGUGGGUUUUUGGGGGGGGUUCAGGGGUGUUGGGGUGUACAAUCCAUUGUACCACUUUGUGGACUAAUUAUUUGCCAAAGGUUAUUUUUAAAUGCAUCUUUGACGUUGUUGUAUGCCACUUCUUUCCCCAAAAAAGUGUCUUAAAUUAAUCUUUGACUAGUUUUAUGUUCAUGGAACAAAAAUUUUGGYGKUUUUUUUUUUCUCUUUUUCCCCAAACAUGUGCUUCUAGGUAGGCAUUGCAGAAGGUUUUCAUCUCAAAAAAGUCCUUUCUUCUUCAUUUUUGCUUUGUAACGUGAUAAUUCUGACCCUUUGGGAACCGGGGGCUGCUUCUUGCCAUGAGCCACUGCUUGAACUGUGAGCAGAGCAGGGCAGGAGAGUCGGAGCCCGGCCCAGCCCAAGAGCAGCACCACCCUAGUGCUGCACCAAUAACUGGAAACUCUUAUUUUUU
Molecule: messenger RNA, 7322 nt
Organism: Nothoprocta perdicaria
Lineage: Eukaryota; Metazoa; Chordata; Aves; Tinamiformes; Tinamidae
Gene: ELK4
Product: ELK4, ETS transcription factor
Exons: 4
Coding region: 5-1351 (448 amino acids)
Biological process (GO): cell differentiation; regulation of transcription by RNA polymerase II
Cellular component (GO): nucleus
Molecular function (GO): sequence-specific DNA binding; DNA-binding transcription factor activity, RNA polymerase II-specific
Source: RefSeq, a predicted model, not a curated record